Molecule: messenger RNA, 516 nt
Organism: Dendroctonus ponderosae (mountain pine beetle)
Lineage: Eukaryota; Metazoa; Arthropoda; Insecta; Coleoptera; Curculionidae
Exons: 3
Coding region: 44-463 (139 amino acids)
Biological process (GO): sensory perception of smell
Molecular function (GO): odorant binding
Source: RefSeq, a predicted model, not a curated record
AAAUGGGUAUAAAUGGGGUCCCCUUUCCAACUGAGUCACAUCCAUGAUGACCGCGUUUCUUUUGUGUGUGCUGAUGGCGGUGGUUAACCAGCAGGUGAUGGGACAUCCGCCCAGAGGUCCGCCCGGGCCACCGCCCUUUUUGGGCCAUCCCGAUCCAGAGAGCGCCAACGAAUGCCGCACUGAGGUGGGCCUAACAUCGGAGGACCGCGAGACCAAGAAAAACGGCGAACUGACUGAGAAGGAGCUGUGCUUCAUCAGGUGUUUGGGUCAGAAAAAUGGCGCUUUGAGCGACGCCGGCGCCUUGAACAUUGAAACCAUCAAGAACGAUCUUCCCGACCAUCUGGAGGACUCGGAGGCGGUGAUUGCCUGCUUGAAGAAAGUGGGCACAGUCACCACGUGCCAACACAUCAAGAAGGUGGCGAAGUGUUACCCGGAGCCCAAAGAACCCAUGGACAGAACCUGAGAAAGUGUCCCCUUCCUUAGCGUUGGCCCCAAUAAAGUCUAGUUUCAAUUGAA